Messenger RNA from Gigantopelta aegis, 2019 nucleotides. Its product is annotated as long-chain-fatty-acid--CoA ligase ACSBG2-like. Gene Ontology annotation, molecular function: long-chain fatty acid-CoA ligase activity. NCBI's taxonomy places the organism in Eukaryota, Metazoa, Mollusca, Gastropoda, Neomphalida, Peltospiridae. Gene Ontology annotation, cellular component: endoplasmic reticulum; membrane. The record is from RefSeq and is a predicted model, not a curated record.
AUGGCUGGUUCACAACAGGAGAUGUUGGAAAUAUGGAUGAUGAUGGUUGAUGACCUUGGCAAUCCUACUGAAGAAUUAGAUUCUCUUGCUAAACUUGUGUUGAAUGAAUUGGCUCCAUUGCCACAACAGGAACAUCGUAUUGUCAGUUUUCUACCAUUGAGUCAUAUUGCUGCUCUGAUGGCGGAUAUUAUGUCUCCUAUUGUCAUUGGUCAUUGUGUUUACUUUGCUAAACCUAAUGCUUUUAAAGGCAGUCUUAAAGAGACUCUACUGUUUUCAGGAGGUGCUUAUUUGCCCACUGCAGUGAGUGACUUCUUUGCUGACUUCAAUAUUCCUCUAUAUCAGUUAUAUGGUUUGUCUGAAACAGCAGCAGCGGGUUGUCAAAACACACUAGACUUCUAUUGGACAUCCAUUUAUGGUGGUGAGGUUAGAAUUGAUAGUCCUGGACCAAAUGGUGAUGGAGAAAUAUGUCUUCGUGGACGUCAUGUGUUUAUGGGAUAUCUUAAUGAUGAAGAGAAAUCCAAAGCUUGUAUUGAUGAAGAUGGUUGGUUUCACACAGGAGAUAUUGGAAAUAUGGAUGAUGAUGUUUCUGAAGCUAGAACUGAUGAUCUUGUGAAGGACUACAUUCAACAACGCAUGGAACGAGUUAAUGAAGAUGCUAUUAGCAGACCAGCACGAGUUCAGGCUGGUGGUAUUGCUGCUGGUGUCUACUCUACUAACAACCCAGAAACUUGCCAAUAUAUAGCUGAAGUUGUCGUGCUCAAAUGUUUUUUUGAUAUGCCUGAUUUUGAGUUGUCUAGGAGAAUUGAUGCUCAGAAGCCAGGUCAUUGUGCUUCACUUAUUUAUACGUCAGGAACAACUGCCUCUCCCAAAGGAGUGAUGUUGAGUCAUGACAACUUAAUAUGGACUGCUGUUGCAAUGUCCCAUGCUUACAGCGUCAGUGAAGAAUUUCGUAUUGUCAGUUUUCUACCAUUGAGUCAUAUUGCUGCUCAGAUAGUGGACAUUAUGUCUUCUGUUGUCACUGGUCUUUGUGUUUACUUUGCUAAACCUGAUGCACUUAAAGGCAGUCUUAUUGUUACUUUACAGGAAGUUCGACCCAAUUUGGUUGUAUUUGUACCUCGUGUUUGGGAAAAGUUUAAAGAAGCUAUUGAGAUUCAGACAGCUGAAGUAAAAGGAGUUAAAGCAUUUAUCUUGGAAAAAUCAAAAGGUUCUGGAGCUGCUCCUUUGCCUACUCCAGUGAGUGACUUCUUUGCUAACUUUGAUAUUCCUAUAUAUCAGGCAUAUGAUAAAUUCAAACAGACUUCUAUUGGGCAUCCACUUAUGGGUAGUGAGGUUAGAAUUGAUAGUCCUGGACCUAAUGGUGACGGAGAAAUAUGUCUUCGUGGACGUCAUGUGUUUAUGGGAUAUCUUAAUGAUGAAGAGAAAUAAGCUUGUAUUGAUGAAGAUGGUUGUUUUCACACAGGAGAUAUUGGAAAUAUGGAUGAUGAUGGGUUUUAUUAUAUCACUGGACGUUCUAAGGAUCUGAUAAUUACUAAAGCAGGAGAAAAUAUUGCACCAGUACCUAUUGAAAAUCGUAUGUUAAAGAUGAUGCAACUUCUAAGUCAUGUGAUGGUUAUAGGAGAUGAGCAACGUUACCUCACUAUGUUUGUAACCAUCAAAUGUAAGUUUGAUGACCUUGGCAAUCCUACUGAAGAAUUAGAUUCUCUUGCUAAAUUUGUUUUGAAUGAAAUGGCUCCAAUGCCACAACAGUUUUCUGAGGCUAGGACUGAUAAUCUUGUGAAGGAUUACAUUCAACAUGGCAUGGAACGAGCUAAUGAAGAUGCUAUUAGCAGACCAGCACGAGUUCAGAAAUUUCGUAUUCUACCUUGUGACUUCAGUGUUAAUGGUGGUGAACUUACUCCUAUCAAAGUUAAGCGAAAGAUAGUUGUGGAGAAAUAUCAUGAUUAUGUCACUGAGAUGUAUGCUGAUGAUUCAUUACCUAUCUUAAUAAACUGGACACUUUUGCUAAUAUUGAUGCUAUGA